GACCACAGCCGUCUCGGAAGUACCUCUUCCGAAGUUAUGGAGAAAACCUCUACGGACACACUUCCUCUCACCAUGAUUUCUUCAGAGAAGCAAGAGACUGUCUGUAUUUUUGGAACUGGAGAUUUUGGAAGAUCACUUGGACUUAAAAUGCUCCAGUGUGGUUAUUCUAUUGUUUUUGGAAGUCGAAACCCAGGGAUGUCCAGUCUGCUGCCCAGUGGUGCAGAGGUCUUGAACUACUCAGAAGCAGCCCAGAAAUCUGACAUUAUAAUCCUAACCGUCCACAGGGAACAUUAUGAUUUUCUCACACACCUAACUGAGGUUCUCAAUGGGAAAAUACUGGUUGAUGUCAGCAACAAUCUCAAAAUCAAUCAGUAUCCGGAAUCGAAUGCAGAGUACCUCGCUCAGUUGCUGCCAGGAGCCCAUGUAGUAAAAGCAUUCAACACUAUCUCAGCCUGGGCUCUGCAGUCAGGAGCGCUGGAUGCAAGUCGCCAGGUGUUUGUCUGCGGAAAUGACAGAAAAGCCAAGCAGAGAGUGAUGGAUAUUGUUCGUACUCUUGGACUUACUCCGUUGGAUAAAGGAUCUCUCAUGGCAGCCAAAGAAAUUGAAAACUACCCCCUGCAACUAUUUCCAAUGUGGAAGUUCCCCUUCCGUUUGUCUGCUGUUCUGUGUGUCUUCUUCUUUUUCUACAGUGUAAUAAGAGAUGUAAUCUACCCUUAUGUGUAUGAAAGAAAAGAUAAUACAUUUCGCCUGGCUAUUUCCAUUCCCAAUCAUAUCUUUCCAAACACAGCACUCACACUGCUUGCCUUGGUUUACCUCCCUGGUGUUCUUGCUGCCAUUCUGCAGCUGUACCGAGGUACAAAAUACCGCCGAUUUCCAGACUGGCUUGACCACUGGAUGCUCUGCAGAAAGCAGCUUGGCUUGGUAGCCUUGGGAUUUGCCUUCCUUCACGUCCUCUACACACUUGUGAUUCCUAUUCGUUAUUACGUACGAUGGAGAAUGAACAACAGAACCGUUGUCCAGGCAAUAGCCAAGAAAGAAAAUCCAUUUAUUAUCUCUACUGCCUGGCUCAGCGAUUCCUAUUUAGCCCUGGGAAUCCUUGGAUUUUUCCUGUUUGUACUCUUGGGAAUCACUUCCUUGCCAUCAGUCAGCAACAUGGUCAACUGGAGAGAGUUCCGAUUUGUCCAGUCCAAACUGGGCUAUUUGACCCUGAUCUUGUGCACAGCCCAUACCCUUGUGUACGGCGGGAGGAGAUUCCUUGAUCCCUCGACCCUCAAGUGGUGUCUUCCGUCAGCCUACGUGAUAGCGCUGAUCAUCCCUUGCACCCUGCUGGUGGUCAAGUUCAUCCUCAUCCUGCCGUGUAUAGACAAGCCCCUCACCCGGAUCCGCCAGGGCUGGGAAAGGAACCCCAAAUUCUUGGAAUCGGCCCUCAAUGGAAAAACAGAUCUUUAAAGCAAGGUUCAGUUCACCCAAAUUUCUGAACUGUGGUGUCCUACGUUCAGAGAAGAAUGACGGGGACAGUCAAGAAAGUACUUUUCUCCCUCCAUGGCGUGAAGGUUGUGAACCAAGAAAGAAAUCACACAUGGCUUUGAGAAGUGGACACC
Molecule: messenger RNA, 1601 nt
Organism: Sus scrofa (pig)
Lineage: Eukaryota; Metazoa; Chordata; Mammalia; Artiodactyla; Suidae
Gene: STEAP4
Product: STEAP4 metalloreductase
Biological process (GO): copper ion import
Cellular component (GO): endosome; plasma membrane
Molecular function (GO): cupric reductase (NADH) activity; ferric-chelate reductase (NADPH) activity
Source: RefSeq, marked provisional